CUUCGAUUGUUGCCUUUCUUCUCCCAAUUCAAUCGAUUCAUCCCCCUACUUCAAAAUGAGAUACUACGAGCAGAAAUAUCCCGAAGUGGAUGACCUUGUCAUGGUACAAGUACGUCAAAUUGCGGAGAUGGGAGCCUACGUUAAACUGCUAGAAUACGACAAUACCGAGGGGAUGAUCCUCUUGUCCGAACUUUCAAGGAGACGUAUACGGUCGGUUCAGAAACUGAUUCGAGUUGGCAGAAAUGAGGUAGUCGUGGUACUGCGUGUGGACAAGGAAAAAGGCUAUAUCGAUCUGUCCAAAAGGCGAGUAUCACCGGAGGACAUAACAAAAUGCGAAGAACGAUACAUGAAAUCGAAAACUGUCGCGUCGAUUUUACGCCAUGUCGCCUCCAAGAUCACUACCACAUCUAUUGAUGAAGAACCCACAGAAGACCCUUCGCAGCCUUCUGAAGCUGUUCAGCAGGAAGUUAGGAAAACUCGUCGUGCACGUAAAGAGGCCCAGGAUGACGAUCUAGGGGAGGAUGCGGUUCCUCAUUCGACAGGGAACGAGGAGGAAAAGCUCGAAAUGCUGUACGAAAAAAUUGCAUGGCCAUUGGGAAGAAUAUAUGGCCACCCCAACGAUGCUUUCAAACUAGCGUUAACGGAGUCCGACAAGGUUUUUUCAGCCUUACCAACAACGGUUUCUCAAUCGAUCAAAUCUAUCCUGAUGGCGACAAUUGCUCGCCGGUUGACGCCUCAACCUAUCAAGCUCCGAGCAGAUAUCGAAGUGACAUGCUAUACCCCUGCUGGGAUCGACGCAAUCAAGAAAGCGUUGAAGGCAGGCGAGAGGCAAAGUACCGAAGCGGUUCCUAUCAAAGUAAAACUCGUGGCUCCACCCCUUUACGUUCUCAGCACGAAUGCGACUGACAAAUAUGCCGCUGUUGAUCGACUUGAACGUUCUAUCGAGUCAAUACAAAGCAUCAUCGAAGAUGAAGGUGGCUCACUGGUCGUCAAGAUGAAGCCGAAAGCGGUGUCAGAAACGGAAGAACAAGACCUUGCACAACUCAUGGCGAAGGUGGGACAGGAGAACGCAGAAGUUUCUGGCGAUGAGGACGACGAGGAAUAGAGUGCACAACUGUAUCAUCAUUGUAUUCAUAAUUUGCCAGUAGAACAAAGAUAUUUGUAGUGCACCUAUUUGUACUUUGUCUUACCUCAGCCUUGCC
This is a messenger RNA of Marasmius oreades (fairy-ring Marasmius), 1202 nucleotides long. RefSeq lists its product as uncharacterized. Gene Ontology annotation, molecular function: RNA binding; translation initiation factor activity; ribosome binding. The coding region runs from base 56 to 1105 and encodes 349 amino acids. The record is from RefSeq and is a predicted model, not a curated record. Gene Ontology annotation, cellular component: eukaryotic 48S preinitiation complex; eukaryotic translation initiation factor 2 complex; eukaryotic translation initiation factor 2B complex. NCBI's taxonomy places the organism in Eukaryota, Fungi, Basidiomycota, Agaricomycetes, Agaricales, Marasmiaceae. The transcript has 6 exons.